GUUACGCCAAUACACUUCCGGUGUUUAUAAAGCCCUCUUUCUGGACGGUUGCGUUGGUAAAUAAUAUUCAAUGUAGUUUAGUAGUGCGGUGUUACAAUACGUCUGAGUAAAUACGUACGAAGUCGAUUUAACAUACAUGUUGUGGGGAGUUUGAUUUCCGCUGGCUGGUUAGUGCAGGGUGUGAGGUAAUCCAGACCAUUUGUUUUGAGCCAUUAAGUUAGCUGUAUACUUAUUUGUAGGACAUUGUAUGUGCCUUGAGUUGCUAAGCGUCGGGAAUUAUUGUUCUGUUCUACUGCUGUCUCAAGUAUCUCAUAAUGAACAUUUUACCAAAGAAGAGCUGGCAUGUGCGCAAUAAGGACAACAUUGCGCGCGUGCGCCGCGACGAAGCUCACGCUGCAGAGGAAGAACGCGACAAUCAACGGCGAGUGGAACGCGCAGAGCAAGAGACUCGAACCGAGUAUUUGAGAAAAAAGGCUCGAGAAGCCCUCCAGCAGACAGGGGAAUGGAGGGAGGAUGAAGAGACCGCAGAGACAAGCCGAGGAUCCAGAGAGAUAGAACACCUAAAUCUUUUUCCUUUAGAAGAUUCUGCUGAAAAGAAAGGAAAUGUUGAAUACCUUAAAGAGAAGAAAGAAGAGAAGGAGAAGCAGGAGCGUGCCAUUGGUCUUUUGGUGUCUCUAGGCCCCGCUCCUGGCACAGAGGCCACUCCCUGGUACCUGAAAGACCGAAAAGACAGAGAAAGAGAAGAGACUAGGGAAGAGAAAGACAAAAAAGACAAAGACAAAAACAGGCCCAAAACCAUAACUGAAGAGGAGAGAGAAAAGAAAGACAGGAAGCUGAAAGAUCUUUUGGAUCCUCUGAAAGAUAUGAAGAAAGCACUGGCGGUGAAGGAGAAAAAGCAUAAGAAGAGUGAGAAGAAAGACAGAGGAGAAAAGAGGAGUGGAGAUAGCUCUCAUGACUGCUCCAUUGAAAGGUUACGGGCCGAACGACUGCAGAGAGAAGCAGAGGAGAGGAAAAGGACACAGGCUUUACUAAAACAGAAAAGUGGUGGUGGUGGCGGCGACAAAGAAAAAGCACAAGAACGAGAGACGGGUGAUAGAGACAGACCAUACAACAGUGCCUACUUUCCUGAAUUGGCACGGAAAAGGCAAAGAAGAGAUGGGGAUCAGUAUGGCUUUUAUUAGCUUUCAAAGGCUUUGAUUCAUUAAGUCUUGUGUUUGCAGAAACAAGACCCUGUUUUAUGAUUGGACAAGAAAUUAGAUGUGUGUGUAAAGCUUUUAAAAUGACAGAUCACAACAUAAAAGCCAUCGAUCUGGCCUCUCAAACACAUUUGUUGACAUCAGAUGGCUUUGUAAAACAGGAAAACUGCCUGUCUUUGUGCUGAUAGUACAGCAGCAAUUUAGACAUCAUCUUUUGAUUUAGAGGAUCAGUAUGGAUGUUGACCGGCAUGCUGCAUCAGAAUUGUUUUCAUGUAAAACUCUUCAGCAUUUAAAACAAGGCAAUGUGUUAGAUUGAGAACCCUGCUGCUGAUAUCAGAGUCCAUAAAAUGUGAUGUUCAUGUGUGAAUAUUGUAUCAUACCCAAACCAGAAAUACAUACUAAAAUAAGGUUGUUUGUUUCAAUUAUUUGUGCUUUGCGAUUUUAAAACACAAGGUGCAAUAAUGAAUGGAAUUGCAUUGGUCCAUAAGCACUAUAUUUUUCUUUCUCAGCUGAUGUUAAGUUAUGGGGACAUAAAAGAAGCAAAAAAUAACAGAAUAGAUGGCUUUGCUGAUAAUAUUAUAAAAUUAGAUUUUAAAUGGGAUAGUCCCAAAAAUGUAAAUGAUCUCAUAAUUUACUUAGCCUCAUGCCAUCCCAGUUGUGUAUGACUUUCUUCUGCAGAACACAAAGAUAUUUAGAGGAAUAUUUUAGGUCCAUACAAUGAAUUUGAAUGGAUACAAACAUUUUGAAGCUACAAAAACACAUGAAGGCAGCAUAAAAGUAAUCCAGUGGUUAAUGUUGCCUUCGCAUGUUAUCGGAAUUAAUGUAUAUGUGUGUUUCCCACUCGGAAGUUGCACAUGAAUGACCCCUCAAGUCCUAAUUAGGACUGGGAAACUCUGAGAAAAUUAUGAUACCCAAGUUCCAGAGAUGGGAGUAGUCAUAAACUUUCAACAUGGCAGAGAAGAGUAUGGUUUCUGUAGUGAAUGACAGGUUUUAUUCAUUUUUCUAAAUACAGCUAAUUGUUAAUACUUGCAAUUUUGGUCAUUUGUAUUUUAGCAACCAUUUGAUGCAUUUUGUACAUGUUUACACUUUGAAAACAGCUUGUAUUUGACCAAAAUUCCAUUAUCGUCAGACGGCUAAGUAAUGUGUUAUGCUGUCAAAAUAAAAGUU
Xyrauchen texanus (razorback sucker) is the source of this 2363-nucleotide messenger RNA. RefSeq names its product leukocyte receptor cluster (LRC) member 1 (gene leng1). The coding region runs from base 315 to 1181 and encodes 288 amino acids. The transcript is spliced from 4 exons. NCBI's taxonomy places the organism in Eukaryota, Metazoa, Chordata, Actinopteri, Cypriniformes, Catostomidae. The record is from RefSeq and is a predicted model, not a curated record.